Messenger RNA from Prorocentrum cordatum, 2976 nucleotides. Lineage: Eukaryota; Dinophyceae; Prorocentrales; Prorocentraceae. The record is from the annotation of a GenBank genome assembly.
AUGGCUGAGACCGUAGAUGUCGUCUACACCUCGGCCGAGGAGCUGUCGAAGGAGCGCCGUGCAGAGGCCGACCUGGAUCGAGUGCUGCCGGAGCUGGUCCUGGUGUCGGAGUCGGGGGCGGCCGUGACCGGAGCCGCCAUGGACCUGGCCGCUACGAUCCCAGGGUCCGUGCAGCCGUUGUGCGUCGACGUGCCCCUCCGCCGCCCCCGCUCGUCCCGCUACCGGGGCACGGCCACUGCCGCAGGGGAGGCGGAAACGGCGGCGGCCCGGGGCAGGCGGACCAGGCACGGGAGCCAGGUGCUGAUCGUAGCUCUGGACCAGUGGGCCGCGCCGUCCUGUCCUGUCAUGCGGGAUGUCUCCGCAGGACCUGGGCUUCCUCGACCCCGCCGCCAUGCGCAUGAGCAGCACGCUGCCCGGCAGGGGCGUGCCCGCGGGCUGGCAGCUGAAGGGCAUGUCGAAGCGGGAGUUGGGGCAGCUGCUGUCGCGCGUGGGGUGUACAGCGAGUGGGAAGACGUCAGGCUAACAUUCGAGGCCCCACCAGCAAGGGUCGAGGCGGAGGGCCUCUCCCCGCGCUCCCGCGACGGGGCGCGCCUGAUCAUCGCGGCGCAGCUGGGCGACAGGGAAACAGUGGUGAACCUUCUCAACUCCAAGGUGGACGUGGACAUCAGAGUGAAGGACUUCUUGUCCGCCCAGUGGCUGCGCUCUUCGCUGGACGGCUGGCACGUGCAGGGAACCCGGCUCCAGAACCACCUCGGGAAGAUCAGAUUCAGCUCCGGGGCUGCAGGGUCGGGCGGCAACCAUCCAGACGCGGGACUGGUGGAGUUCCGGGGCAUGGGCUGGACAGCCAAAAUUGUGUGGGAGUGGUCGCCUGGUUGGUGGCAGAGCUCCAAGACAGAAGAGGACGUGGCCUCUUGGAAAUCCGAGGACUGGAAGAAGGUCGAGUGGAAGGACAACGCCUCCGACCUCAGUAGGCCCAAGGACGAGCCAGGAAGGACAUUUAUGCAGGAACAAGAGGAAGAGACGACGUUCGCGGCGGAGGACGACACCGUCGGGGAUCUCUUCGAGACCGAGUUUAGUGAGUCCGAGGCGGACGGCUUUCUGAUAGCGUUAGAUCAGCAGAACCUCACAGAGGAUGAAGCCUAUCAUGUCUUUGCCCAACUCGUGGAGACCAGGCGUAAGCGCACCUGGAAAGAAUCGAAGUUCAACGCGCGCGGUUUCGACGGCCCCACCUGCCUCGCAGUGACCGAGGAGCAGUACCAGACGUGCGCCGAUGAUCUGGUCGGCGGCGCGUGGCUGCCCGGCGACGCCGAGCAGCUCGAGCUCGUCCUGGCCGAGGUCUCGCGGGAGCUGACCUUGGACAACCUGAUGGAUUGCGCUCUCGUGGACACUGCUGCGGGAUCAGCUUUGGUGGGGGAGCCGAAUCUCGAGAAGCUCAGUAAGGCGCUGAACCGCAUCGGCUACGAAGGUCACGUGUCCUACGACGUGGCUGAUCUUCCUCCGGCCUGCGGAGUUGGAGGCAAAGUCAAGCCGGUGGGGCGAGCUUCGGUGCCUGUCACGAUGUGCGGAUGUGGGGUGGUGGAAUUUCUUAUAUUACCACACGCAUGCCCACGCCUCUUGCCCGCCAAGUUUUUAGAGUUUCUCAAGGCCAAGGUAGACAUGAGCAUGGGCGCGAUGUCGGCCGGGGAUUUCAAGCUCAGCGACGACCUCGCCGAGCGCUUCCCGCCCUUCGUCGUUCAGGGCCGUAGGGACCUCGCUCACGUGCUGUCGGCUCUGCGGCGCCGGGCGAGCAGGGUGGUGAACGGCCUCUCUCAGGUCGAGGAGGAGGGCAGCUCGGAUCUCGAGAUGGCCGAGAACUGGGGGGAGAUACCAGACCCGUGGCGCGACGCGGAGCUCCAGCAUCUGGUGCACGACGAGAUGCUCGAUCCUGUGGACAAGGAGAUGUUCUUCGAGGGCCGCUACAUCAUCGAGGAGGCUGCCAUGGCCUGGCGCCGCGUCUCUCUCAAGACGAUCGCGUUCCUCAACGUGUGCGCCAGCUCGCGGAUCAUGACUGCGCUGUCGCCGGUGGUGGGCCCGAACCAGUUCGAAGACGAGGGCCCCAACGUGACUCCGGACACGCGCGAGCAUCCAGUACACCGCCGCCGCACCGGCCAUAAUGGAGUCGCUCACAACUGCCAUUACGAGGUGUGCAAAAUCCGUCUCUGGAUCCGCCGCAAGACCCCUCAGGAGAUCUUCGAGGCAGCUCAGGCUCGUGGCCGUCGGGGCAAGGAGCGCAAGGACCGCGAGGCCAUCAAGAUGCAGGCCGAGAGACUUGCCCAGAGAGCCAAGCUGGAUAUCAAGAUGGAGCCGGAGCCGCGGCCGCGCGAGCCAGCCUACCGCACCCGCCCGGUGCCGAUCUCGAGGAUCACGCACGCGGACGUCAGCAACAUGAUGGACAGCAUCAGGAACGUACUUGCUCAGGGGCGCCAGGGAGUGCAGGAGAUCCGCGACGCGAUCAUCGAGGAGGUGCGCACCGAGAAUGCGAGGGCCAUGGAGGAGGCAAUGCGCAAGGAGCUCAGCCGGAGAGGGUUUCCGGUGUCUCAGGCCAUGGACCUGAAUGCGGGCUUUGAUUUUCGCAAGGCCCAGGUUGCCGAAUAUCAAAUAUCGAAGGCCAGGCUCUUCUGGCUAGAACAGCCUCUCACGGCGACGUCUCGGGAGCUUUACUCUAUGCGAGUCCUGUCCGAGAAACCAGGAGUCAGCUCGGCGAGGACGAAGGCGGCUCAGCACUACCCGCCUGAGCUCGUGAGUGCCCUCGCCGAGGGCAUCGAGGCGGCUGCCUGGUCUCGUGUCUCUCUAGGCCCCCGUUCGUAUCAGGUGGCUGAGGCAGCUGACGUCGUCGCCGACGCGGCGAACCUGUUUCACUCCUACCCGCAGGCCGCUCCUCCUCCAGAGAUUCCAGAAGGAGAGCGCCAGGGUCCGGACUCCGGAGGGGCCCCAUAA